Danio rerio (zebrafish) is the source of this 4732-nucleotide messenger RNA. It is a transcript of the gene shq1, whose product is annotated as SHQ1, H/ACA ribonucleoprotein assembly factor. Gene Ontology annotation, cellular component: nucleoplasm; cytosol. Gene Ontology annotation, biological process: box H/ACA snoRNP assembly. Lineage: Eukaryota; Metazoa; Chordata; Actinopteri; Cypriniformes; Danionidae. The record is from RefSeq and is marked validated.
AUCAGAGAAAGCAGGAAGCAGACAAUCCAUGUGCUGCAUAUGUGUUACUGAUGUUGUUUAGCGCAUUUAACUGUUCACAGAAAACGCGUGAAGUACUUCACAGUGUAUAAUCAUGAUAACGCCGGCAUUUGAACUCAGUCAAGAUGCAGAUUUCCUCAUUGUAGUUAUUCGUGUACCCUACACCAGAACAUCAGAUUUCGACAUCUACAUCCAAGAGGAGGAAUUUAAGUUCUAUGCCAAGCCCUACUUUCUCAGGUUGACUCUGCCUGGGAGAAUAGUUGAAGAUGGACGGGAAAAAGCUUCAUUCGAUAUCGAUAAAGGUUUAUUUACACUGCACGUCCCUAAAGAGACAGCCGGACAACACUUUGAGGGUUUGGAGAUGCUCACCAGCCUCCUGGCUCCAAAAGGAUCCAGAUCUGCCAAACCGUUGGUGGAGGACUCAGAGGCCUGUGGUGAAGGAUGUGAGGAGGAAGACGAAGAGUUUGACUGGCAGAUCGAACAGGAGGUUUACACUGAAGCCCCAGCGGACACACUGAAGGAAUACCACAAGUACGGCUUUGGAAAUCUUAGGUCUGGAGUCUUCAGUAGACUGCAAGAGGAGCUGAAUGAGGUGAUUGACAUGAAGGAUCCAGACAACACCAACGCUGAACUCAGAAGACGCAAUCGACUAGACACAGAGACUGCAGUAUUUUGUGCUGACCAUUACUUAGUAAACUUGUAUGAGGACAAGGAGGAGAUCAGAAACCUGCUAAAGUUUAAACCAUGGUGGAGAAAACUGAACCCGGAUCCUUCAGCAGGCUACGACAUCUCUAUGACUUUCACAGAAGAGGAAAGGGAGCAGAUGAGGAGAUUCACAAACCGCUCGUACUUGCUGGAUAAGAAAGCGCGCUUUCAUGUCUGGUUGGGUUUGGUGGACAUCAUCUUGGCGUACGUCUAUGAUGUGCGCACUACAGAGGGAGAGCACAAUGUAGAGUCAGCAUGGACCAUCAGGAAGCUCAGUGGGACUCUCAGCUGGCUGGAGACAUACCACUCAGUGCAAGACGUGCUGGUGUCUUUCGGCAGGAGGACUUUGUGUUACCCGCUCUAUCGGCACUUUUCCCUGGUCACAUUAGCAGUGAAAGACGCAGCAUGCAUUUUUCAGGCUGGGAAGGCAUGCAUCCUGAAAUGUCUGCUGGCCAUUCAUAAGAUCUUCCGGGAGAAUGAUCCGGCCUAUAUCCUCAAUGACCUCUAUAUCACAGACUACUGCAUCUGGAUCCAGAGGGUUAAAUCCAAGCAUGUGCUCGCACUAGCCGAACCCUUAAAUAAUGCCAAACUCCAGAAGAACCAUCUAGAACUGGAGCUGGAGAUAAUCGAACAAGCUGCAGAACUGGCAGUGAAGGAGGAAGAAGAAAAAGACACCGAGAGCGACACCGACGACUCCUCAAGCAGCAGUGGUGACUCCGAUGAUGAAGAUGACAGCGAUGAAGAGUGUCCUGAAAAUGCUGCAGAAAAAAAGCAAACAGCAUUCAAAGCUCAUGCAGAAGCCGUGACUGAAGCUUCUUGUGUGGAGCUCCAGCGUGGCGACGGACGAUUGAUUGAGGAGCUGGGAAAGAGGCUGGAGGAGGAGCUGACGAUUGAGGAGGACGUGCCUCAGGAAAGACGCUCUGCUAGUGAGGGAGAGGGAGAGAGAAGGAGAGAGCAUUACCAUCCACACGCAGCUGAGAGCGAAAGAGACACCACCAAAGCAGCAACCGGUAAAGAGUUGCUCGAUGUCUGCCUUCAGAGGAAACCGUUGCGGAUCCUAAACACUGAGGAACUAGAUAGUGAUGAUGAUGAUGAUGAUGAUGAUGAUGAUGGAGACCUACGGAUUACUGUGGUGGAUGAAAGAGGAUAGCAAGGACAUCAUUGCUUUACGGAUAUAUUCUUACAUCUACAAAAGAGCUCUUUGAUGGAUGUAUGUUAUGGAUUGUGACGGUUUUAUUUGUGGCGCUCUUGUAAAUGCUUGUUUCACAGUGUGUGUGCGCUGUUGAAGAGUCUUCUGUACAUUUUUACUGUAUUUCUGUAUAGUUUUAUAUUAAAUAUGUUUGCAUUACUUAAUGUUAUUUGUGUUCAAUGAAUUUCAUUUAGUUUUUGUAGUUUAGAUCAUAGAUCUGUGUGAUUUGGGGAAAUAUCUAAUUGCAAAAUAUUAUUAACAGAUAUUGUGAUUUUGAUUUCAUUUGCGAUUUUAUUUUUGUAGUCAAGCUUUAGCUUAAUAUAUUGUAUUGGAGCUUCUUAAUGCUAAAAAUUUAGUGAGGGUUAGUUAAAAAAAGGAACUGAAAAGAUAUUAACUAACCUAAACAUUUAUUCAAAUUUAUUUAUAAAUAUUCAAAAAUUAUACAAAUUUUUCUCUAGAGCAAACAGUAGUGAGUUCUGGCGUUAGGUGUCUCUUGGUGCCUUUGUGAUGUAUUUUCAUAUGGUGUAACAGCUGCAAACAUCUCUGAAAUUGUACUUUGCUGUUGCUCGCUAUUAGAUUGAGCGUCACUGGCAAUACUUUAAGCUGAUUUUUUUUUAGCAACACGCUCCUCAUAUAGCCGCCUGUGGUGUUUUUUAGGUGCUGGUUGUUAUAUUUUCUCAUGCUGCGGCUACAAUUCUGCAACAGCUCUUACAAAUGAUCUGUUUUUGUUUGGUGUCUGUGACUUUGAAACCAAAAUAUUCCCAUAUUAUCGAUGUCCUGUUUUUCUUGAUAUGAAUUUGUCUGUUAAUGUUUCUAAAGCAGCAGACGCCAUCAUCCUACUUGUCUGCACUUUCCUGUUUGUUUGUUUUAUUGUGAGUUUUCCGCAUUCGGUUGCGCAAUUCUGAUUGGACAGAACCAAAGUGUGUUUACUCAAUAGGCUAGUUAGACUUUCAUACGCAGACGGCAGUCAUGAAUUUGCUCUGGGUGGGGGAAAUUAUAUAAUACAUUUAUAUUUCAUAUCACAGCCUCCUGCAAUUACCUAGUCACAAUGUUUUAAAUCACGAUUGUGAUUCAAUUUCGAUUAAUUACACAGCUUUUGUUGAUAGCAAUAAUGAAAGUACUUUUUUUAUUACUACUAUUACUGUUUUGUUUUUUUAAUACUAUUAUUAGGGUUUUUUGUAUUUAUUAUACAAAGUUAGAUUAACAUUUUUUAUAUUACUUCUAUUAUUACUAUAAAAAAAACUGUGUUUAAGUAUUAAUGUAUAAAUAUUAAAGUAAGUUAAAAUGUAAGUAUUAAAUUAAGUGUUAAAGUAUUUAAAAGUGUAAGAAGGUAUUAAAAGAAAUACAAAAAUGCUACAUUUAGUAACAAUAAUAUAAUACAGAUAUAAAAGAUGCUUAAAAUAAUGCAUUUCGGAAACAUUGUAAAUGAUGAAAGAAAAACAUGUCUCAAUCUGGAAAAUAAAUACUUAUUGUAAAUAGAUAAAUAGAUACAAUAAAUAGAUACAAUAAAUAACUAGUACAAGAAGUUAUAUUAUUAACUAUUCAUGUUAAAAAAAUACAUUUUAAGUUUUAUUUGAAUUGACAAAUAGAAAUUGCCAAACUUGUAUUGUCAAAAACACAGAACGUUCAGUUGUUAUAUGUAACAUAUGUAUAUGUAGCAGCUCAAAACAUGGUAAAUACAAUGGUUGCACUUGCAAUAAAGAGACCAUCACUCAGCAAGUCACGCCAAUGGAAUUUAUAAACAGCAUCUGUAUAUAUUUUUGCUGUUGUGAUGUGAGCACCUCGAUUGCUCACACCCCCACACAUCAUUCACCUCCUGGCGUGUUGUAGCUGCUGUAGGCCAUGUAUAAUAUACAGAAGUGCACAUACGAUCGGCCAGAUUGGCGAGUACCAAUCGAGUCAUUAAAUGUGCUUAUCGGCCGAUACUGAUUUUCGGCUGAUCGAUCGGAGCAUGCCUAGCCACAAUGUAUGCGUUCUGAUAAUACUUAAUAAGGCUUUCUUAACAAAAGGCCACAUCUGCAGUUUGCUUAGAUAUACACUGUCUUUUUGAAAUAAAAAAAACAUUCAAAGCCAAAUUCUCUAUUGCUGUUGCACUUGAGAGAGAUCUUGGGGUUGUUAAUCUGUACGAGCUGAUCUUAGUGCAGUCUGUGAUGCUGCUGUUAUUUACAUGUUUCCUGUCUGUGGUGAAAUGCAUGUCAGUCCCCCGCUCUGAUGAGUGUGAGAUUAGCAUGUUUGGGUUGAGCGCUGUCAUUUCCUUGGAAGUCGAGGAGGAGGAGUAGGUGGUCGUUUAAUGAUUGCAAUACAAACAUAAAGCGGCGUUGCAAGUUUAUCAACAGGAAAUGUUAGCUACAGCACUGCGUUGAUGUCUGUUAGCAUUUGCCUCUCAGGAGAACUACAGACAUGUAUUGUUAGGAAUUUGCAAUGCUAAUUUUCUGUAUUUUUGUUUUGUACUUUUUUUGUUCAAUGUAUAUUAUUAGAUCAUUUCUUGUUUAGCAGGAUCAUGAUUAGCUGUUUUGUGUGCGUGUGAUUGAUAUGAUUGAUCUGAGCUGAAUAGAGGAGUGUGGUGAAAACCGUUCGAUAGCAUGGAGAGGCGAGAUAAACAGGAAAGCACUUGUCAGGCAGAUAGAUGGGAGUUGUGUAAUGUGCAAGUGGAAAUUGAGGAGAUAAGGUGGACAGAUUCCACCUCUAUCCUUCUAUAAAGCAGAGUUUAACUGACUUAACAGACAUUUAUCAGCUAAACAGCAACAACCAACACAAUACCAUUGCAGUUUUUAAUCGUUUAUAUUUAGUAAAUAGAUGUCUAAUUAAUAUGAAUUCAUA